UCCGAGACAAAUCCACACCCACUCUGAGCAUGGACUUGUUGAGUGAAUCCCAUGUGCUGGUGCUUUUCCUCACCUGCCUGGUGUCACUGUGCUGGGCCCAAGAAAAGGAUUACACAGUGAAGGAGGAACAGCCGGAAAACGUGCACAUAGGGAACCUGCGCAAAGACUUGGACCUAAACCUGGACCCUAAUGUUAAGCUGUCAUCAGCCUUGGAGUUCAAACCCGUCUAUAAGUCAGGAGAAGUUCCUUUGGUGCGGGUGGAGGCUAACACGGGCGAGAUCUUUACAACAUCGAAUCGCAUCGACCGCGAGAAGCUGUGCUCCGGAGUCUUCAACGAGAAACGUUGCUUCUACGAGAUUGAAGUGGCUGUGUUGCCCGACGAGAUAUUUCGCUUGGUCAAGAUUCGCUUCCUCAUUGAAGACAUCAAUGACAAUGCCCCUCUGUUCCAGUCUACUGUCAUUAACAUCUCUAUUCCUGAGAAUACUGCCAUCAAUAAUCGUUAUCCGGUACCCUCAGCCUUCGACCCUGACGUUGGGCUGAAUGGCAUUCAACACUACGAACUUGUCAAGAGUGUGAGCGAGUUUGGCCUGGACAUCAUUGAAACUCCGGAGGGAGACAAGUGGCCCCAACUUAUAGUCCAACAAAAUUUGGAUCGAGAAACUAAGGACACUUUUGUGAUGAAAAUCAAAGUGGAAGAUGGUGGCAAACCUCCAAAGUCCAGCACAGCCAUCCUCCAGGUUACGGUCUCAGAUGUAAAUGACAAUCGCCCAGUGUUCAAGGACAGUGAGGUGGAGGUGAACGUGCCUGAGAAUGCCCCUAUGGGGACAUCAGUCACACAACUCCAUGCCACUGAUGCUGAUCUUGGCUCCAAUGCUCAAAUUCACUUUUCCUUUAGCAAUCAAAUCUCUUCAGUAUCCAGACGGCACUUUGCUAUCGAUAGUUCUACUGGUUUGAUUACAAUCAAGCAGCCAUUGGACAGAGAAUCUAUCCCAGUCCACAAGCUUAUAGUCCUGGCAAGUGAUGGUAGCACCACACCUUCAAGGGCUACUGUCAUAGUAAAUGUUACAGACAUUAAUGAUAAUGUUCCAUCCAUAGAUACUCGUUAUAUAAUAAAUCUUGUUAAUGGGACAGUACUCUUGUCUGAAAAUGCUCCUCUAAACACAAAAAUUGCUCUAAUUACAGUGACUGACAGGGAUGCUGACCUUAAUGGUAAAGUGACAUGUUACACGGAUCAUGAUGUACCCUUUCGGUUGAAGCCUGUUUUUAAUGACCAAUUCUUGUUGGAAACUGCGGCCCCGUUAGAUUACGAGACUACUCGAGAAUAUGCAAUUAAGAUCGUCGCUUCAGAUUCAGGGAAACCUCCUUUAAACACUUCUGCAAUGGUCCUUAUCAAAAUCAAGGAUGAGAAUGAUAAUACCCCAGUUUUUCCUCAGCCAGAGAUUCAGCUGUCCAUCCCAGAGAACAAUGACCCAGGCACACAGCUGAUAAAGAUCAGUGCCACGGAUGCAGAUAGUGGUUCUAACGCCCUUAUUAUUUAUACCCUUGGCCCAGAUGCACCUGAAGGAUUUAACAUAGAUCCACGCUCUGGUAUACUCUCCGUUAGCAAGAGACUGGAUAGAGAGAAACAGGAAAGCUAUUCAUUUACAGUCAUUGCCAAGGAUAAUGGUUCUAAUCCUCUGCAAAGCAAUGUCACUGUGAAGCUAAUUGUCCAGGACCAAAAUGACAACAGUCCAGCCUUCACUCAUCCAGAAUAUAAUUUCUAUGUGCCUGAGAACUUGCCUCUGUAUGGCACAGUUGGCUUGAUUACAGUUACAGAUGCAGAUGCAGGCGAUAACUCGGUUGUUACCCUCUCAAUUAUAAAUGGAAAAGACAAUUUUAUUAUUGACCCUAAAACUGGUGUGAUUAAACCAAACAUUACAUUUGACAGAGAGCAGCAAAGUUCCUAUACCUUUAUAGUUAAAGCUGUGGAUGGAGGAUUAAUUCAGACAACUUCAUAUGCCAAGGUUACUAUAAAUGUCGUUGAUGUUAAUGACAAUCGGCCUGUGUUCGUCAUCCCACCUUCCAACUACUCCUAUGACCUGGUCCCCUUCACAACCAGUCCUGGCUCUGUGGUGACCCGUGUGUAUGCCAUUGACAAUGACACUGGUAUGAAUGCAGAGCUGCAGUACAGCAUUAUUGGAGGAUCACCAAGAGGACUUUUUGCUAUUGACAGAACUACGGGGAACAUUACUUUGCAGGAGAAGAUUGUUAAUGCUGACCAAGGUCUUCAUAGGCUGGUGGUAAUGGUCAAAGACCUAGGACAACCAGACCCCUUGCAUGCAAUUGCACUUGUUCACUUGUUUGUGAACGAUACAAUCUCCAAUGCUACAUUCAUUCAGGAGCAAGUUCGCAAAAGUAUGGAGACACCCUUGGACAGAAAUGUUGGGGACAAUGAUGUAGUCCCUCAGACCAAUAGCUAUGUAAUUGUUGUCAUAGCCAUAAUUGCUGGGACUAUGACCGUCAUAUUAGUAAUAUUUGUGACUGCUUUGGUACGUUGUCGACAAACACCUAGACACAAAGUUGUUCAGAAGGGCAAGCAAAGCGGUGAGUGGGUAUCACCAAACCAGGAAGGCCGGCAGAUCAAAAAGAAGAAGAAGAAAAAGAAGAGAUCUCCAAAGAGCCUGCUGUUGAACUUUGUCACUAUUGAAGAAUCCAAGUCUGAAGACCCUACUCACGAGCACAUCAAUGGCACAUUAGACCUUCCAGUGGAGCUUGAGGAGCAGACAAUGGGAAAGUAUAAUUGGGCCACCACACCGACCACAUUUAAACCUGACAGCCCUGAUUUAGCCAAGCAUUACAAGUCAGCUUCUCCCCAGCCUACCUUUCAGAUCAAGCCAGAAACCCCAGUGGCUCCCAAGAAGCACCAUGUCAUUCAGGAACUCCCAUUGGACAACACAUUCGUAGUUGGCUGUGACUCUCUCUCCAAAUGCUCCUCCAGUAGCUCUGACCCCUACAGUGUCUCAGAGUGCAGCUGUCAAGGGAGCUUCAAGGCACCUGGACAAAUUCACACCCGACAGAACCAGAUCCAGACCCCAGACAAGACACUGACUGUCGUUCCUGCCACUUGUCCCCAUAAGCAGAGUCAGCGGCGUGUGACCUUUCACCUUCCGGAUGGUUCUCAGGAGGGUUGCAAUGCCACUGGGCAGGUGGAACAGGAGGUGGGCAGCAGUGCCAGUGCCACCAGUACCACUCAGUCACUGCCACUGGGAUUCCCACAGGAUGAGUACUUUGAGCAGACAUCGCCCAACAGCCGCACUGAGGGUGAUGGCAACUCUGACCCCGAGUCUACUAUUGAAGUGAACCUGCAGAAGGCCAUGACUGAGGCGUCGGAAACCUGCACUCAGGAAUGUCUGAUCCUUGGCCAUUCUGACAGCUGCUGGAUGCCCCCGGCGGUGACCCAGUUCCAGACAACUGCUGCUGCCACAUUGCCCUCAUUCAGCCUUCAGCAGAGCUGGGCACACAGCGGCGCCAUGCCAGACGGGCGUCACACCCUUGGCAGAUCUGUGCCCAGAGAUGAUCUGGACAAAGGGAGCAAUCGGCCCCAGUUCUACAGCACGCUGGAUAGACACUGUAGCAAGAAAGAGGACGCUGUGAAGGUCAUCCCUCUUGCCAGCUUCUCAGCUACAUCGAGCCCGCAGAACUCGGGUACUGGCGCGUUCUUACACGAGCAUCAGCUGUAAAAGGAGCAAGCAUCUCCUAUAAGUUACAGCGACAACGAAAAAUGAGUGAUGAGAAAAGCAUACCUAAGUUGACAACUGACAAAAGAAAAUCUUGACAAAGUUUAUCAUCAGUCUGUAUUUGCAAUGCUUAUAAAAGGAUUUCUUUUUUUCUUGUCUUUGUCAGGAUAGAAAUCAGUUAAACGAACAGACAGUCGUAAUACUUUCUCAACUCCAGACUCUUUAGUCAUCAGACUGCAUAAUCAGUAGAUUUAAACCAAAGUAGCAUCUCAAAUGAAAAACUAAGUAAAAAAAAAAAAAAAAAUAAAUAAAUAAAUAAAAACAAAAACAAAACAAACAAACAAAAAAAGCUGUGUCUCUUUGGUAGGUAGCGGCUAACGAAUCAAGCUUCAGAAAUGAUGUCAAUGUUUUUGAGCCUUUUAAAUAUGAUGUAAUUAUAAAACACACAUAAAGUAUAUGCUGUUGAAGAAAUUAGUAAGGUGUUAUUUGUGUGAGUGGUUGCAGUGUAAGCUUCAGUGAGAUUCAGUGAGUAUAUAGUGUGAUUUUUGAUUUUAUUUUAUUUCUAGCAAACUCUUCUUCUCAUCUAAGUGCUAUAGAGGAGCUGUCCAGACAACAGACAUGUUAUUACGCCUCACUGCAAACAUUUCUCUUGCUUUCUUACAUAUAGAAAGUUUUUACAACUCCUCUCUUUUCUUGUGAAAUCGACUUCUAUUUUUCUUCAUGAACUAAAAGUGAGGCUUCCUCUGAUGACUGAGAUUUCAUGCUUCUGACACCCUUUUUUCUUCCAUUAUUAGGAACCUAGUCAUUUUCUUAUUAACCAAGCCUGGGAAGGCACAGACAGAUGUGCUAAGGAGCUAUCCUUUGUUUUCCUUCUCUCCUACAUCAAGUUUCGCUUUUGAAAUAUACAAUUUAUGCACCAUAACAAGUGCUAUGGAACCAAUUAUGAGAAUCUCCUGAUAGUAUAAUUACUUUGAUCUGUAAUCACCGUAGCAGCCAUAGCUGUGGAAGACUGCUCUGUAAUAGUAUAAUUGGCUUACUUUUUCUUUGUAUGUGUGUCUGUGUGUGUUACCAUUGUGGCACAUUACUCUUUCCAAAUCUAUAAAAACAUAACGCUAGGUCCCUGAGUUCCUGAAUGUGGAUUGUUCUUUGUUUUUUUCGCUUCAGUCAAGGACCUAAAGAUUAUUUGUGAACUGUAUGCUUUUUUACUGCUAAAUAGUACUAGAAGCUGUUUUUUUUUUUAAUUCUCUCUCACAUCCACUCUGUAGGUUUCCAUAGGUUCAACUCGUAAAAUAAAACUGUGUUCAUCAUGUGGACUUAAAGACAAUGUCGAUCAUAAGGCCACAAAACAGUAACAAGGACAGAAACUGUAAUUAUAAACUUCAGAGUGCAGUUAAUUAAGCGUUUCUCUCUUUUUUUGUUCUUCUCUGAAUGAAAUAAAGUCACAUGUACUUUUUUUCUAUAUUAAUUUGGAAAUAGGCAGAACCCAAAGAGCCAGCUUCAGCAAGCAUACUUUCUUUAAUUCAGCAAUUCUGCUUAGUACAUACUGAUGAAACCCAAGCAUUUGAGUUAGUGAUCCAAAAAAUUACUUUCUUACAAAUUAGGUGGAAUAGCGGUGUAGGAAUGCCAGGAGAGUGGUAUGAUGAGCCUGGGUCUGCUGUAUUGCUCAUUGAUCUGAGAGAAUGCACAGUUGCAUUGGCAGCAACUCCCUGGACUACAGCAAAAAAAAAAAAAAAAAAAAACCCUUAAUGCUGUUAAUCAAUGAGAAGAACUAUAGGGUGUUACUGCAUCAGAGCGUAAUGCAUUGGACUAACUGUACAGUAAAACACUUUCUUUUUUGCCUACCAAGACAGUAUCAUUUGAAUAGCAAUUUUUAAUGCUUGAAUCCUAGCUGUACUCAUUAAAAGAAUAUAUCAGUAAAAUUGACACUUAUUUAUGGUGGUCCAGAAGUUGAUGUUGAUUAAUCUGGUAAUUAGAAUGAGCAAAUAUGUGUAUAUUAUUUGGUGUGUUGGAUUCUUCUUCAUCCCAGUUCAGUCUAGAAAAAAAAAAUGAAAAAGGUGCGUGUUGUUUUCAAACUGCAUGAUUCCAACAUUUUUUUUUUCUUUUAACAACAUUGAAACAAAAAACAAAAUGCUCCUUCAAUGCCAUGCAAUGUCAAUUUACCACUAAAUAUAUAGUAGUAAAUUGACAUUGCAUGGCAAAUGUAACUCUACUAGCUCAGUAGAGUUACAUUUGGUGCCAAAGGUCUUGCAAGUGAAAAUUCACUAAUAGAAAAAAAUGCAUACUUUAAUAUAUUAUACUAUCCUAUGUUCAUGACCAUUCUCCCUUUUAACACUUUUUAUACAUUUUACAUAAUUAAAUAGGAUGCAUUGUGAAAGCAACAUGAAUCAGUAACAUUAAACUUAGGCAUUUAUUUUUAAUACUCUGGAUAUUGUGGAGGAAAAUUUCCAUCUCUUAUUUUUUAUGUUUGCAUGACCUUGAGAGAAGGUUGUGACCUUUGAAGCUCAGCCCAUGUUUGAUGGUGAUGCAGUGCAUUGUGUAGCCAUGUGACCACUCUUGGAUUGUGUUAGAGAUCUGAACUUGUCGUGGCAGUAAUAAAUACUGAUAAUGCAAGCCCUCCCUAAUAUCAAUAUUUCAAAACAGGAUCAUAUUAUUUAUAAAAACGCAAAUCAGCUUACAUCAUGUGCCAAAAAAAAAGAAAAAAGCAAAAGGCACUAAAUGAAAAAAAAAACAUGUACAUAUAUAUUUAGAAGUAACCUUGGAUGACAUUAUCUGACAAAUUGUUGGCAAAGGGAAGUGCUUGGUGUGUCUUGAACGUAUUCAUAAAAUACAUAAAACAAUGAAAAUUAAAACAUUAUGAGACAAUCUUCAUCAUAAUGUAGGAAUUCAUUAUGCAUAUAUCAGUGUAUGUGUGCGCGGGUGUCUUUGUGUGUGUGCAUGUAUGUAUACUGGCAUAGAGAUGGUCAGAAUAAUGUACACACCAUGCAUCUUGUAUAAAGCAGGAAAACUAUAUGAACCUAUUGCUAUACUAGCUCUGCUUGUAAUUUAAUUAUUUGUUGUGUUUUACAAUUGCUUUGAAAGAUGACAGCUUUGAUAUGUGCCAGCAGUACACUAUUAAACAAUAAAAAUAUCCUGUGUAUUGUCUUGCCCCUGUAAAAUAUCCCUUUAGAAACUAUGAAAAAAUGCAUUAAUUUA
This is a messenger RNA of Clarias gariepinus (North African catfish), 6908 nucleotides long. RefSeq names its product protocadherin 11 (gene pcdh11). The coding region runs from base 30 to 3719 and encodes 1229 amino acids. Gene Ontology annotation, cellular component: plasma membrane. The record is from RefSeq and is a predicted model, not a curated record. Gene Ontology annotation, biological process: homophilic cell-cell adhesion. The transcript is spliced from 5 exons. Gene Ontology annotation, molecular function: calcium ion binding. Lineage: Eukaryota; Metazoa; Chordata; Actinopteri; Siluriformes; Clariidae.